This is a messenger RNA of Drechmeria coniospora, 1770 nucleotides long. RefSeq lists its product as uncharacterized. The transcript is spliced from 6 exons. NCBI's taxonomy places the organism in Eukaryota, Fungi, Ascomycota, Sordariomycetes, Hypocreales, Ophiocordycipitaceae. Bases 1 to 1770 code for a protein of 589 amino acids. The record is from RefSeq and is a predicted model, not a curated record.
AUGUUCUGCGCUUCAGCCGGUUCCAGUGGCAAGCAUGCCUCGCCAAACACCAAUUCGUACCGCCUGCAAGCACUGUCGCCACAAACGCCAAAAGGUAUUCACCCGCCUGAUGUGAAGGUCGUCCGGUUUUUGUUUGUGUCCCCUCCCCUCUCCGCUCCCCGUCUUCGACGUGAGCGCAUGAUUCUAAUACCUGUCGGCCAGCCUUGCGAGUACGACCUGCGACGAGCCCAGAACAAGGAUGAGCUGCGCAGCGAAAUUCGCCAGCUCCGACGAAACUCGGAGGAGAAGGAGAAGAAGAUCCAGGCAAGUCCCCCUCGUGGAUGCGUCCUACGAUUCUAUAACCUUGACCUCGUCGCCGAGCUGCAAUCGAAGAGGAUGGGCGAGCGGCUGAACCACGUGGACCCGAUUGCAAAGUGGCUCUCGGACGCGGAAACGGAUGCCUCCAACAGCGCCGAAGCCGUGCGAAGCCUCUGGCGUGGCCGCUCCCGCACCACCUCGACGCGCAACCUGUGCGGUAGCGACGGCAGCUUGGAUCCCCUCUCACCCGAAACCUCGACCCUCUCGUCCUUGCCAAGUCGCGCGUCCGGCCAGGACGGAUUGGCCAUCCGUGGAGCCGACGACGGUGUCCCAUCCGGCCAGUCGGAGACGUGGACGACACUCCCGUGGCCCAAAGCUACGGUGGGCCAGCUAUUCGACUCCCUCUUCGUCUGGGACUGCCUACCCUUCUGCCUCCUCUGCAAAGACAGCUUCCUCGCCGACUUUUACCAAGGCUCCCCCACAUUUUGCUCCUCGGCCUUGGUCAACGCGCUUCUCGCCUUGGCCACGUACAUAUUCGGUGACGGCGACGACGCCAUCGAGUCCGCCAACCUUCCGCCCGGCUGGCCCCGCAGCGUCGAGUUUUACGUCGAGGCCGAGUCGGCGCUGGAGACGAGCGUGCGCUUGCUCCCCGACGCCCAGGCGCUCGGCAUACUCAGCCUGUAUCAGCUGCGGCGCGGAAAGGAGAGCGGCGCUCAAGAGCUCGCUGAGGCCUUCCGCGGCAGCAUCACGCAAAUCUGCGCCGAGGACGGAUCGAGAGACGGAUCCAGGGAUGGAUCGAGGGAUGGCGCAGAUGGGCAAGUGGCGAGGGUGCGGGCGAUUACAUAUUGCGGCGCCGUGUCCCUGGUUCGGAUGCUGCAUUUGACGACUGAUCACCUUGUCGGGAAGGAAACGGCUGCAUCUGGUGAAGAUUUCAUAUUCCUCGAGAGGGCAGCCAGCUCCAGCAGCAGCAACAGCAGCACGCCGACCGUGAGCAGCUCGCAGCCACGCCCAGCCCAGGAUGCGGAUCUGCCGCUCAUCACGGCCAAGCUCUUCCAACUCACCGAGUGGAUCUAUAAAUUCGUCAUCUCGGCUCAACCCUUGGACGCCGGAGCGCAGUCCAGCACCGUCCUAGCAAUCUACCGGCGGUGCCUCGCCUGGUACGACGGAUUCUUUUCCAUGCUCGAAGGCGGCAGUUUGCCCUUUCUCCUCUUCAUUCACAUGUACUACCAUUAUUGUCUUCUCUGCCUCUUUCAUCCCUUUUCCAACUUGCCAAUUCUCGGCUUCGACCUCUGCCCUGGCGACAUAUGCGCCGAGGCGGCACGGACAAUUCUCACGCUGGCCGAGUCGUACGAUCGACUCUUCACCUUUCGCCGUCAACCCUCCCUGAUCUCCUACAUUGUCAAUACCUCGAGCCAACUGGUCAUGGCGGCCCAAGGUCAGGCCGUCACCGUCGCAGCCGGCACGGAAUCAUGA